UUGUUUUUUUUAAAGACAGGAAACGAAUCGUCGAUGUGUUGUUGGGGUUUAACGUGUUUUAAUGCUCGUAGUGUCGAGUCGUAAUUCGUUGGAGAUGAUGAUGUUCCUAGGGAUUUUGAGGUUAAAAGUUAGCGAAACCACGGUGUAGCUCCGCAAUGACAGGUAGCAGCUGCACUUUAUACCGGAACUCGACCGACCAGUAGCGGAGCGCACUUCGGGGGCUGAACUCUCAAGUUCACUUUCUGAUCGUUGGUGGAAUCGUUUCGGUCGCUGAUCGAAGCUAGUGGCAUGUCGCCAGCCAGCAAGGUCGCCGCUCCGGGUCUUGCAUGUUGACCAAUGGGCGGCUUGUCCUCUGGUUAACCAGGAAGACGCUCGAGUGGAGGCGGACAACAGGAAGAAGUCGGAGGGAGCUCCGCAGCGUCGCCGCUAUGGGAAGCUCCUGCAGCCAGCUGGGGGUCCCACCGCCCAGGGGGCCCCGUCACGUGGGCUGCACCGACCUGAUGAUGGGACACACCGCUCAGGGCUGCUUCUUCCGUCUCUACUAUCCAUGUGAAGAGACAGGAAAAACAGAGAGGCCGAGCUGGAUCCCCUGCAGGGAGUAUUUCAACGGCCUGGCUGACUUCAUGAAGCUCAACAGGACGUUCACUGUGCCCAUCUUCCACUACAUGUUUGGAUCCUUUAAGAUCCCAGCCAUGCCGGACGCUCCGUUUAAAUCAAAUGAGAAAUACCCCGUGGUUAUAUUCUCUCACGGAUUAGGAGCUUUCAGGACGUUGUACUCCACCAUCUGUGUGGAGCUGGCAUCUCAGGGCUUCAUCGUGGCCUCAGUGGAACACAGAGACUCUUCAGCUUCAGCGACUUACUACUGCCACGAGGCCACACAGUCGGAGACCAUGGUGCUCAAGUCGAAUGCCUUGCAGGAGUGGAUGUACUACCGAGCCCUGCAGCAGGGAGAGAAGGAGUUCCCCCUCCGUAACCAGCAAGUGAAACUGAGAGCGAAAGAAUGCGUGGACGCUCUGGAGACUCUGGCGGAGAUCAACUCAGGGAAGCAAGUGACAAAUGAUCUCCAGACCCACUUCGACUGGACGACAUUAGAGAACUCCAUGGAUCUGUCCAAAGUGUCAGUGAUGGGACAUUCUUUCGGAGGAGCCACAGUGAUUCAGGCUUUGUCGCAGGACGAUAAGUUCAAGUGCGGAGUAGCUCUGGAUACCUGGAUGCUGCCCGUCGACGACGAAACAAUCCCCAAGGUUCGGCAGCCGAUUUUCUUCAUCAACUCGGAGAGAUUCCAGUGGCCGUCCAACAUCUGCCGCAUGAGGAAGCUGGACUCGGAUGUGGUGGAGAGGAAGAUGAUCACCAUCAGAGGAACUGUCCAUCAAAGCUUCCCCGACUUCACCUUCAUGACUGGAAAUUUAAUCGGGAAGUGGAUGAAGCUGAAGGGAGCGAUCGACCCUCACGUUGCCAUGGACCUGUCCAACAAAGCCACACUUGCCUUCCUGCAGCGCCACCUAGGACUGAAGAACAACUUCAACCAGUGGGACCGGCUGAUCGACGGCGAUGAUGAAAACCUCAUUCCUGGAACGAAUGUGACUCUCCAGGCUUCUCUCUGAAUCUUUCCAGAGACAUUUAUAUGGAAACAUAUGUACAAGCAUUUUAAUUGGCUUUAUGCCAGCCUACUUUAGUUUUAUGAAUGUUUUUGCCAUCAUCAGAAACAGCCAACGUAAGCUGAGGAACACUAGUUUGUAGAAGAGACACUAAAUUCUGGAUGAGUUACUAAAUGCACAUUUAUGCUGUAAAACAUGUAUCUGCUCGUUCAAUCAUCUCAGGAGCUCAAUAACAAAAAGCAGAAAAAACAAUUUAUCACAAACCAUUGAUAUUUAUUCUGCCAACAAAAAUGUAUCUUGCAAACUCUUGUGUAACAAACCUAAACAUGCAAUCACAGCUCCAACAAACCGGUGACCCACCAACUCGGCCAACAAUAAUAAACUCAAAACGUGUUUGUGACGGUAA
Messenger RNA from Synchiropus splendidus (mandarinfish), 2004 nucleotides. RefSeq names its product phospholipase A2, group VII (platelet-activating factor acetylhydrolase, plasma) (gene pla2g7). The transcript is spliced from 11 exons. NCBI's taxonomy places the organism in Eukaryota, Metazoa, Chordata, Actinopteri, Syngnathiformes, Callionymidae. The record is from RefSeq and is a predicted model, not a curated record. Bases 327 to 1604 code for a protein of 425 amino acids. Gene Ontology annotation, molecular function: 1-alkyl-2-acetylglycerophosphocholine esterase activity.